Ilex paraguariensis (yerba mate) is the source of this 1596-nucleotide messenger RNA. The record is from the annotation of a GenBank genome assembly. Lineage: Eukaryota; Viridiplantae; Streptophyta; Magnoliopsida; Aquifoliales; Aquifoliaceae.
AUGAAGAGGCUCGAGAUAACGAGUCAAAGAAAGCGUAUCUUGGGGUAUGCUAACAAAUCAUCGAAGGACGUUAAAUGCAAUCCUAAGAAGGCAUUGGCUGUAGAUAAUUCAAGAAAUGGUACAAUUGCUUGCAAGGACAAAAGCAGGGCUAAAGAUUUGUUACACCCUCGGAAUUUUAAAGACCAAGAAGUCAAAUCUUCGAGAUCUAUGAAGAGUAAGAGCAGACGGAACGUAAACAAACAGUGUUGCCGCCCUACAUCUAAGGAAGUGAUUGAAAACGACAACAGUGGUAUAAAAAUUGAUGUAAAAAUGAGGGAGAAUGAAGAGCAUCUGAUAGCUGAGGAUUCAUCAGGAAAUUUCGGUUCAACAAGUUCCUCUACUCAAGAAGAAGCCAUUCUAUCCUCAGAGCCCGAGGUGCCACCAUCAACUAAGAGUACACAGGUGGGAUUGUCAGAUGCCCUGAGAUGUGGAAUGAAUUCCCCAUCAAACAAUGAAGAAAGGGAUUUGGAAAUAAAUGAUUUUCCGAAUAUUCUUGCUCUAAAUGGAGAGGGAGAUGAUGGAAAUGAUAGAAUUGCACAGGAAGGUAGCAUAAAAUCAAGCUCAAAGAAAGAGGAAAGACCUAUAGAUCAGCCAACUGAACAUCAAACUUCAGAAGGUGAAGACCACGAGGGUGAAACAAUGGACAGUGAUGAUAAAGAAAAUGCUUUGGCUUCUGAUGGCUACAGAGAUCUUAACCAUAAAAACCAGCCGUAUGGAAGAAAAAUCUUUGGCAGGCAGGAGACACAUGAAAACAGGAAAAAGGUUACUCAAACACUUGAUAAGAAUUUAAAAGAUGGGCUCCCUUCUGCUGCUACUGGUGCUUUUGGGAUAAAGUACAGAAAACCAAAGCCUACAAGCCCCAAGCCUUUUAGGCUAAGAACUCAAGAAAGAGGGAUUCUAAAGGAAACCAACCUGGAGAGAAAAAUCCAUUUUCUAGCUCCUCAGAAGGAAUCAGCAACAGUUACAAGGUUCAAAUGUGAGAACUCACACAAAAGGCCUGAUAAUGGUAUCCAAAGUAACUGCAACAGUGAUUUGCUUGAAGGCAGAGAAAAAGAAUCAGAAAAGAAUUUCCAAAAGAGUGAACUUAAACAGAGUAAAACAGCAAGCAUUUGUUCACGAGGGCAAGUGAGACCCAAAGCAGCCACAUUAACCCCACAAAGGCGUUUGAAAUCAACAAACCAAGAACCCAAAUGUAUGAUCACCCCACCUGGAUAUGAUAAGGUUUGUGUAAGCCAAAAAUCAGAGAAUAGCUCAAGAAAGACAGAAUCACCUUCUCUGCAGCGACAACUUGUUAGGCAACAAGGUUCCACUAGGAAGGAAACAUCUUCUUGCAUAACACCAUGUCAGAAACUGGGUGUAAUAAGGGAAACAUCAUCAAAACUCUCAAGAGCCAAUGAAGCAGAAAAACUGGGGGAGAGUGAAACCACCACAGCAACCAAAGGUACAGCUUCUGCUUCAAGAUCAUCAUCACGGGGAAGACGACCUGUGACCAUUCCUAAGGGACCAAAUUUUCACGGUACCCAUGUGCCAAAGAGCUGCAUAGGGAAAAUAGUGUAG